AUGGAUGAUUUUCUGAAGGAAAGCCUAUUAAAAUGGAUAUCACUGAUAACAAGAACAGAUAUAACAUUUUCCGACCUAGCAGAUGGGAGGUUGCUCAUCCAUCUAAUAGAACUCUCAAAUGCUGUCCCCAAUCGCGUAGACUGUCAGUGUAUAAAAGACCAAAUUGAUUCGUUUUUGGAUGGUACUUUUAACUCUAUCGUUUCAAAGUUGUUCGAUAUUGAUGGAGUUAUCUCUGGCAAAGCUGAUGACCUGGAGGUUUUUAGUGUGUGUUUGACAGUCUUAUUAGGAUGUCUUCAGAGUCCAUCUAGACAAUCAUUCAUGGAUGCUGCUUUGGAUUUGAGUUUGGACAUGCAAACUGCUAUAUUCCACUUAAUUCAAGUGCCUAUGACCCAAUUAUCCCUUCAUCAUGAAUUCACACGAGAUUUAGUCUUACAAAGACUUUUGGAUCCGUUACCUAUUAUGCCGAACGGUGGUCUAUCCACUUACCUUCCGUCGAAAAAUACUUAUCAAUUAGAGGAGGAAAUUUUGGAAACAUCAUCGAAAGCUUUUUCUCAAGUAGAGUCAAAAAGUGGUUCAGAUAAUCAAAGACCCAAUAAUCUAUCUUUAUGUAUUACUCCUGAUCGAAAUUUAUGUAUCACAUCAUCGCAACUAAAUUUGACCGACGCGUCUGAACGGAGUACAAAUCAGGGUCAUCAUAUGAUUCCACAUCCAGUUUCACCACUUACGUCACUGAAAUGUCUCCUGGAUUCUCCAUCAUUGACACACAAGACACAACUUCGAGAAUCAGAACGUGAAAAGCGACGAGAUGAAGCUGAGAGUAUAGUUGCUGGGUUGCGACGUCAAGUUGAAGAAGCUGCUGUUCGAGUGACUGAGUCAGAAUCACGUGCCUUGCGUCUGUCUCGUGAAUUGACGGCGCUUCACGACCAAGGGGAUGAAUUGGUUCACUGUAGAAGUGAACUGGCAUUGAGAGAAGAGGAAAUUAAAAAUUUAAAACUUCGUGUCAAUGGAUUCCAAGAUCUCAUGACACAUUUACGGAAGUUAGAAAUGGAAAAAGUCGAUUUACAACAAGAAUGUGAAGAUCUUCGCUUAAAGGUGGAUCAACAAUUGUGCCAGCUAAGAGAAUUCAAGGAUAGACGUAUUAAAUGCAGUGAAAUUGAAGAACUUACAUCCAAACUACGUGAUGUUGAGGCUCAAUUAGCGCAACAAUUACGCGAACGUGAAAUGAUUGAAAAGGAUACAAGACAACAGCAUGAGUUGUUAUCACAAAUUAAAAUACAGUAUUCAGUAAGAAAUCAUACCAAUGAAUCAUCAAAUAUCAACCAGUCAACAGGUAAUAUAGAAGAGAUUGAAUGUGAUGAACAGAUAACUACAACUUCUGCAAUGAAUGAAAAUGCUGUGCAAAGAAACGAAAUUGUGUUGAUUUUAGAGGAUGAUUUGAAGUCUGCACGUUUAUUCAUAUCAAAACUACAGCUACAGUUCGACGAAGAACUGGGAUCAGCAAAGCAACUGCUUGAAGAGAAAACCAAACGUUUAUAUGAGCUUGAAAAUAUCAUCAGCACACGGAUAGCACUAGUUAAGACCGAUGUUGCAGUUCAAACGGAGAUUUCACCUACAACAACAGUUGAUGCAUUCAGUGCUUCAGCUGCAGAUCGACGGGGGCUUUCUGAUGAAUUGGUUCGCCUACACGAAGAGAUAGUUGAGUCAAGGAGUUAUGCCCGUGAACUAGAGCAACGGUUAUCUGAGACGGAAGAGGACUUACGGUGUACAAAAGAUAAACUGAUUUAUCAAACUACUCUUAGUAACCGAAAUCAACAGAAUUGGAUUAUGAUAGAACAAGAAUAUCGUGAAUUACAACGUGAAAAUAGAAUGCUACGAAAUGAUUUAUUAUCAACAGAAGAGAAUCUUUCCCGGGCAGAAGCGGCUCCAGAAAGUGUUGAAUUUGAAGCAACUUGUGUGAACUAUGAAAAAAAAAUUGAUCUAUUGAAUCGACAACUAUUAGAAACAACAUUUGAAUGUCGUCGGUUAGAAGCAGAACGUGCACGUGUGGCUGAGCGUAAUUCAGACUUACAACGUGAAUUAGAAACGACUAGAAUUUUAGUGGACUCAUUAAAACAGAAAUCUGAAGGUGAACCGAUCGAUCAUUAUCAUGAUCAUCCAAGAAACAGUGCUUCAAUGAUUCAAGUUUACAAUCAUGACUAUAAUCAUAACCAUCAUCAUCGCCGUCGUGGUUCACAUUAUCACAACAGUGUAUUUCCGAAAAAUUCAAGAGUGAAUCGACGACAUCUGAAUGAUUCACUUGAAGAUUGGGAAGAUAGUGAUCAUGAUGGGAAUCUAUCUCAUUCGCAGCAUAUUCAAUCAUCUAUUUAUCCAUAUGAAACUAAAAAUACAAUAAAUUAUCAUGAUGACUGUUCUUCUAUUGGAGUGGUUCAUUCUCAAGAAUCUUUGAAACCAAAAAGUUGUAAAGUAAACGGUAAUAGUAAUUAUGAUGAAGAGUUAGUCUUUUCAAAGCGUAAACAUCAUUCGAAAUUGCGUACAGAUUCGAAACAACUUAGCCGAUUAGCUUCUAGAACACAAGAAUUGGAAGAAUAUGCUAUGAAACUACGAGAAAAGUUUAAUCAGCACCAAUCAUCAACUCAAGUGAAUUCUCUAGUAGGCGUUUAUCCCAAUCUAACGGAAGCGACCCAUAACAAGCAAAUAACUUCUCCCAAGAUUGCACAGAAUCAGAAACAAUUAGAUAAUCGUCUCAAUGAAUUUAUUCCAAAUGGUGAUUGUUAUGAACAUGAACAAGAUACUGAUGCUGAUUCAUCAGCAUAUACCGAUUUAAGCCAAGUUUCACCGGUAUCGCAACCAGUUGAUUCAGGCUGUCAGAAUACUAAGCUAACAACAAGCAAUGCACAAACUAAUACUGAGUAUUUUAUUGAUCAACCAGUGCUACAACUUUAUUCCCAACCUAUUGGGUGUAUUUCAACAACCUCAUCAAAGAAUUCAAGGAAUAGUCCACCUUUAUCUUCUGAUCCCAAUCGUCUUAAAGAAUUACACUUACGUAAUCGUUUACAACCUUCACAUUUACGAUCAAGUUAUCCAGUUGAAACACAAGUAAUUAACACAAAUGAUAUUGUUGGCACUCUGAGUCAAAUAACCACGGAUAAUAACGUGGUGAAUAAGUCACUAAACAGAAUAAAAAAUCGCACUCAUAAGGGAAAUCAUAUUACUACUAACAAUAAGGAGUCUUCUAUGCUUAACGGUUCAAACGACCAAUCUGUUACACACAACACCACAAUAACCAAUACUUCUAGACCGAUUCCCUCCACUUUAUCAGUGGAUCACAAAAAGACUUCUUAUAUUAAAUCUAUCCAAGAGAAAAAUACCUUUGAUCCAGAUUCAACGCCUUCACCACUGGCUGCUGGUUAUCAGCCAUUGCCUAAAGACAUACAAUCCUUUAGUGAAGCGCUUAUUUCAGCAUCUGUAGACAGUAAAGCUAUGAAUUAUGUACUGACUACACAUCCUAAUCUCAUCAAAUCAGUAGUUUCUGAUAAGGAGAUUAAUAAUUGUAAAUCAUACUCAUCCUCUUCUGGUAUCCAGAAUGUACAUAUGCUACCGCAUGCUGAUCGAAAAAUUGAAUUCCGAAACAGUAUUCCUGAAGCUCUUCCAAAUCGUAGCAGUAGUCGUAAUCAAUAUGAAACGCACAACACAAGAGGCGGUGGUGAACUGUCAUCUGACAACGAGAAUGUAAAUCCCCCUCAUUCUUCUACAAUGAUCCAUCGUCGACUUACGGAUGCUGGAUUAUUUAUAAAACCACUAAAUCCUGUUCAAAAUCAUCGAAAUAAAAAAGCGGAGGUAUAUCCUACUGAUCGAAACGGUGUUUCCCCAACAAAUUCUGUACAAAGUGUUGAUGAUCUUAGCGGUGCUUCAAGUAUACGGAGCAGUAAGAGUUCAAUAGCCUUUGAAAUAAAAAAUGAUGAUCAUAAAACAUCUGUACGCCGUUUGCCUUCACAAUUACCUUCGUCACAUAUAAGCAGCAAAACAAGAAAACUAGGACAGUCAAAACACCUAGAUGGUACAAAUCAACGAAUCAAUUGUAAACCUGCAUUUUCUGAAUCAAAAUUAGUUGUUACUCCAAUCAUCUCACAAAGACAUAUUGCUCCAUAA
This is a messenger RNA of Heterobilharzia americana, 4149 nucleotides long. NCBI's taxonomy places the organism in Eukaryota, Metazoa, Platyhelminthes, Trematoda, Strigeidida, Schistosomatidae. The record is from the annotation of a GenBank genome assembly.